UUCUGAGUGAGGCUGCCCUCUUCUGGACGAAUGUCCUAAAAGCAGAUAAACUGUUUUUCAGGAGAGAGGAAGACGAGUUGUCUUCAUCGGCCGUGGCCUCCCUCGUCCCCAGCUCCUCCUACUACAACACCUCCGCUCCAAAGGCGGAGCUCCUCAUCAAGAUGAAGGACAUGCAGGAGCAGCUGGAGGAGCAGGACUCCGAGGACGAGCUGGACAUCGACCUGGCCAGCAAGAAGCAAGAGCUGAUCCUGAGCCUGGCCAGGAAGUUGGAGGUCCUCCGGGAGGCGCGGCAGAGCCUGCAGGAGGACGUGGAGGACAACGAGGCGCUGGGCCGGGAGGUGGAGGCCACCGUGCAGCGCCUCUGCCAGCCCAACCAGCUGGACAAGUUCCGCAUGUUCGUGGGCGACCUGGACAAGGUGGUGAGCCUGCUGCUGUCGCUGUCGGGGCGGCUCGCCCGGGUGGAGAACGCCCUCAACAGCCUGGAGGACGAAGCGCCGCCAGAGGAGAAGCGAACGCUGACGGAGAAACACAAGCUCCUCAUGAGGCAGCACGAGGACGCCAAGGAGCUGAAGGAGAACCUGGACCGCAGGGAGCGGCUGGUGACCGGGGUCAUGGAGGCCCACUUGGACGCGGCGAGCCUGGACGACUACAGGCACUUCGUCAAGAUGAAGUCGGCGCUCAUCAUCGAGCAGCGCAAGCUAGAGGACAAGAUCAAGCUGGGCGAGGAGCAGCUCAAGUGCCUGCUGGAGAGUCUGCCGCUGGAGCAGAGGCCGCCGUUCUGACCCAAACUUCUGCUGCUUUACCAAAACGUAUUUUUGCUAUAGUGACUUCAGAUUCCCCGCCCCUUUGAUCGAGCCCCGCCCACCUGGAAGUCAGGUUUUUGACUUCAUAUUUUGGCUGCUCUCCAUCCAGAAUGACAGGAAGUAAGAAAAUAAAAGUCUGAUCAUCUUUU
Molecule: messenger RNA, 952 nt
Organism: Oryzias melastigma (Indian medaka)
Lineage: Eukaryota; Metazoa; Chordata; Actinopteri; Beloniformes; Adrianichthyidae
Product: protein Shroom2
Exons: 3
Coding region: 162-782 (206 amino acids)
Biological process (GO): actin filament organization
Cellular component (GO): adherens junction; apical plasma membrane; cortical actin cytoskeleton
Molecular function (GO): actin filament binding
Source: RefSeq, a predicted model, not a curated record